AUGCCCAAUUCUCCGAGAGAUCCUUCCAGAGACAGCGCAUCCGAACACCAAGACCAUCAAGCAUACUCCAACAAGCACUCCGCAGAAACGUCACAGUCCAUCGUGUCUCCCACCACUCCAAAGAAGACCACUGCCGUCUCUGACGCCGACUCCUCUCCUCUCUCGUCGCCGCCAUCUAUCCUCGAGGAACCCAAAGCCAUCUCAUCCUCUCCACCAGCCGCCCGAACCAGCUCGAGCGAUACAUCCCAUCGCAUCUCCGCCGCCUCGAUCAACACCGCCCUCGAAGAAGUCGGCUACCAGCCUCCUCCCACCGCCGCCGCCCCAGCAGAGACUUUCUGCAUUUGCCUCGCCCCAGCAGACGUGGAAAUCGACCAAGAAGAACUCACCCGCUGUAGCAACCGCCACUGCGGCCCGGGCUGGUUCCAUCUCAAAUGCGUGAAGCUGCCCGACCACCCGCCCAUCACGUUCCGCUGGUACUGCGCCCAAUGCAUCAAGAAAGGCAGGAUCUCGGGCGCGGUGAGCGGGUUGGUGGAUCAUAGACAUCCACAAAGCGGGCUUUGCAGAGAGUGGGUGAAGAAGGAGCGCCUCCGUGAGGCGGAUGAGAAGAAGAUGGCAAAGGCUCUCGAGAAAUUGGAGUCGCGCCGUGCCAAGGGAGAGGGCGAUGAAGCCGUGGAAAACGGCGAUGAAACGGGGAAGAAGCGCAAGAGGGGGCCCGAGAGGCAUAGGGCGGUGAAGAAGAAGAAGGGGGUUGAGAAGAAGAGAGAGGCGGCUCCACGAGCCAUGAGGACGACAAGGGGCAAGAAGGCCCUAUGA
Lecanosticta acicola is the source of this 813-nucleotide messenger RNA. Lineage: Eukaryota; Fungi; Ascomycota; Dothideomycetes; Mycosphaerellales; Mycosphaerellaceae. The record is from the annotation of a GenBank genome assembly.